AUGGGUAUUUCUCGGGAUUCCAUGCACAAGAGGCGUGCGACUGGAGGAAAGAAGAAGGCUUGGAGGAAGAAGAGAAAGUAUGAGCUCGGAAGACAACCGGCAAACACAAAGUUGUCUAGCAACAAGACUGUUCGCAGGGUUAGGGUCCGUGGAGGUAAUGUCAAGUGGCGUGCCCUAAGGCUCGACACAGGUAACUACUCGUGGGGAAGUGAAGCCGUGACCCGAAAGACUCGUAUUCUGGACGUUGUUUAUAAUGCGUCCAAUAACGAGCUGGUUAGGACCCAGACUUUGGUGAAGGGUGCCAUUAUUCAAGUCGAUGCUGCGCCUUUCAAGCAGUGGUACCUUCAGCAUUAUGGAGUGGACAUUGGUCGUAAGAAGAAAGCUGUUGCCAAGAAGGAAGGAGAGGAGAAUGAGGCUGCUGCUACUGAAGAGGUAAAGAAGAGCAACCAUGUCCAAAGGAAACUCGAAAAACGCCAACAGGAUCGUAAAAUCGAUCCCCAUAUUGAGGAGCAAUUUGGUGGCGGCCGUUUGCUGGCGGCAAUCUCCUCACGCCCUGGCCAGUGUGGGCGUGCUGAUGGUUAUAUUCUAGAGGGUAAGGAAUUGGAAUUUUACAUGAAGAAACUUCAGAGGAAGAAAGGAAAGAGUGCAGGGGGCGCUUAAAUUACUGCGAAAUUUCCCAUUCCAGUACAAUUGCUAUUAUGCUGAUUGCAGUUAUGAGUUAGUGGGACAAUAGUUUUUUGCUGUUUUUGCUCGACCUUUGCUUUAUAUAGAGUAAUGUUGAACAACUACAAAUUGUCACUUUGAUGAUCUUUCGUGUACAAUUAAAAAUACUCAUGUUUUUUUGUCGUGUGCCGAUUAAUUGAUUUGACUACUUUUUUUGGCUACUAAUCUUCGAAAAAUUUCAUCCUACUUGCCUCAUCGAGGGUAGGAUUGAACCUGUCUUAAUCUUGAUUGAUGGUUGUGCUUUCACUUGAUUCCGAUUUUGAAAUCUGAACUAUAGGUCUUUGGGUACUUGAUGAUUUCACUUGUGCAUGCAAAUUACAUAAAUGGCCAUGUUUUGAUAUGGUCUACAAUUUUUAGUCAAUGGUCCCUUCAAAAGAAAGCUAUUUACCCAACUACCCG
This is a messenger RNA of Striga asiatica, 1122 nucleotides long. The record is from the annotation of a GenBank genome assembly. Lineage: Eukaryota; Viridiplantae; Streptophyta; Magnoliopsida; Lamiales; Orobanchaceae.